Micromonas commoda is the source of this 556-nucleotide messenger RNA. RefSeq names its product H+-or Na+-translocating f-type, v-type and A-type ATPase superfamily. Gene Ontology annotation, molecular function: proton-transporting ATPase activity, rotational mechanism. Bases 55 to 447 code for a protein of 130 amino acids. Gene Ontology annotation, cellular component: proton-transporting V-type ATPase, V1 domain; membrane. NCBI's taxonomy places the organism in Eukaryota, Viridiplantae, Chlorophyta, Mamiellophyceae, Mamiellales, Mamiellaceae. Gene Ontology annotation, biological process: proton transmembrane transport. The transcript has a single exon. The record is from RefSeq and is a predicted model, not a curated record.
CGAGCUCGGGUUUCGGCGCUGACCCGAGCCGGGUUCGAGUAUCCGCGCCACGCCAUGGCGACCGAGGGCAAGGGCGCGCUCAUCUCGGUCAUAGGCGACGAGGACACCGUCACCGGCUUCCUCCUCGCGGGCGUCGGCGAGGUGGACGUGCGACGCAGGACCAACUACCUCGUCGUGGGGGACAAGACCACGACGAAACAGAUCGAGGAGGCGUUCAAGGAGAUGACGUCGAGGGAGGACGUCGCGGUGGUGCUGAUAUCGCAGUUCGCCGCGGAUAGCAUACGGUACCUGGUGAACGAGUACGACAAGCCCAUCCCGGCGGUGCUCGAGAUCCCGUCCAAGGACAGGCCGUACGACGCCACGAAGGACUCGGUGCUGCAGAGGGUGCACCACCUCAUGGGCGCGGAGGACGCGGCGGCGACGACGACGGCCACCGGCGCCAGGUGAACGACGCGGGUAGACGGGGGAGACGUAGAGACGAACGGCCGCGGGAGCGGACCGCGGGCUCGGGCGAGAUCAGCGCGGUUCACCUUACGUUAGAAAUUGACGUCCUUCG